This is a messenger RNA of Cynoglossus semilaevis (tongue sole), 4505 nucleotides long. RefSeq names its product sentrin-specific protease 5-like. NCBI's taxonomy places the organism in Eukaryota, Metazoa, Chordata, Actinopteri, Pleuronectiformes, Cynoglossidae. Gene Ontology annotation, molecular function: deSUMOylase activity. The coding region runs from base 386 to 2539 and encodes 717 amino acids. The record is from RefSeq and is a predicted model, not a curated record. Gene Ontology annotation, biological process: proteolysis; protein desumoylation. Gene Ontology annotation, cellular component: nucleus. The transcript has 10 exons.
UUUACGCGCCAUAGAAGAAGAGGUGACUUCGAGUUUGUGACGGAAAGAACCGAAGUUGAGGUUGGCGCCAUGACGCAAUCAAUGGGCGACUAUCGUUCGUUUUGUUUCCUCGAAUCGUGGUGAUAUGUAAUUGUUUGUUAUCCCACUGAUAAGGAUACAAUCUACGGCCUGAUUACAACAGAGGAACACAUGACAAACAUGAAGGUCACCUUAAUGUAACGCCACGUGCACAGUCACAGUGCAACUGUCACAGUGGUGGAAAAAAAAAAUCAAACUAUUCAGACAUUUUAAUGCAUACAAAUUUAAAGGAUACAAAUAACGGAGGAGAACAGGAGUGUGGAGCGGCAGAGUCGGGGAUGGGGCUGGAGAGCCUCAGGAGGACGUCAUGGUUCACAGCGACUCCAACUCCCUAAUGACAACAAAUCCAUCAGCACCACCCCAGUUAACGGCUCCUGCGACAGAACCUCUCCUCCAUGAAGCACCUCCUCUGGUGCCUCCAACUGGAGAUAACACUGGUCAAGACUCUUCCCAACCUUCCAUCCUCAGCACAGACCUUCCUGCUAGCUCAGACCUGAGUCAGUCCUCCAUACCAUCUUCCACAUUUAAAACCAACCCAAGUCCCUCAUUUGCCAAGAUCUCUCCACAGACGCCUGCUCUGAUCCCAGUCAAUGGCCGUACGUCAGGCAGGAAGAGGACGCCUAAGGCCUGUGACUGCUGUGGACCUAACGGCAAAGGACACAAUGCCAUCAAAACCUACAGCAGAGGGAGGGGUAGGGGUAGAGGGAAGAGCAUUGUUAAGGAUAUCGGGGAAACUCCAAAACGAAAAGCAAGUCAGUUGACACAAAUCACUAGCUUUGAUUUGACCAAUGAGACUGCACAAGAUGCAGAUAUCGAAAAUAACACACAAAAUAAGAUGCAGAAGACCGGAAUGGAUGCUGAGUCACAGCCACACACUCUUCCUCCACUACCUGCCGUCCCACUGCUCAGUGGCUCUGUAACAAACUGUGUGGAGAAUGUGAGUUCACAGAGAAAUGAGGACAAGUUAAUGAAAGGGACAGCGGUUGGUGCUGAUGGAGGUAACAGUGGUCUGGAGAUGGGACUGUCAGGAAUGACAGGCAGGGGCGAGGCUGUGGUUAGAGGAAGAGGAGGGAAGAGGAUGAUGGGCCCUAAAUCUGCAUCCAAUCUUAACGUGGACAUUGGAAUUAAUAAAUGGAGUGAUGGUGUUUUGGUCGUUGGUUCAAAAACAGAUUUUGCGGCUAAAUCAGCGGAGGUGCUGAGUGAGAAGAAGAGCAAGGACGCAGAGCUGGAGAGUGGAGAUCAGACUCCAUGCAGUGUUGUCAAAUCUCUGUUUGAAAAUGGAGACACGGUGAACCUGUCUGACUCUGAGCCUGAAGGAGACGAUAAGGACAAUGACAUGAUCAUGUGUCAACAAGAAAACGGUCUGCAGUCAGAUGGGUUCAGCUACGAGUCCCGCUCCUUACCUGCUCAGAAUCAGGACUCUGCGAUCCAGGUGGACCAGAGCGAUACUUUGUCCAAUGGAGCCAUUCAAAACCAUGCGUCCACACCCAUGGCGUUAGAAACACCUCAUCUGAACCAGGGACCUGUUACAGUGUGGACGGUUCACCACCAGUGGGCUUUACGAGACCACAGACUCUACUGUCAGGCAGGGACCUGGGAGAAGAAGGAGGAGGAGAAGGAGGUGACACAGGGGGCUGGGACGUACGGGAACUCACACAAUGAAGAAAAGUUGUUGCAGCUGACUGAUAUGGUCCAUGAUUUUCUAGAAAGCUUUUACAUGAAGUAUGGAAGUUUCAUUCCUCUGAGUGAGACUGACGUGGUGGAGCACCUGAAGAAGCACGGCAACUCUGAUCACAGCAAAUGGGGUCUGAACAUUAAGGCGGAGGUGAGCAGGUACAGGUCAGGUUUGGCCUCCGCUCCAAUCGCGGGCUUCAAAGUGAUGCAUAACAAACACAACCUGAGCCUGGAGGACCUGAGCACGCUGGAGGAACAGAACUGGCUCAAUGAUCAGAUCAUAAACAUGUAUGGAGAACUUAUAAUGGAAGCCACGGGACACAAGGUUCAUUUUUUCAACAGCUUUUUCCACAAGCAGCUGGUCGCCAAGGGUUACGAUGGUUGUGAGAGAUGGACAAAAAAGGUCGACCUCUUCUCCAAGUGGCUGCUGCUAAUUCCCAUUCAUUUAGAAAUCCACUGGUCCCUCGUCACGGUGACCAUGGCAACCAAAACCAUCAGCUACUACGACAGCCAGGGCAUCGUCUUCAGACACACCACAGACAACAUUAUGAAGUACCUUCAGUCUGAGGCCAAGGAGAAGGAACAAACGUCUUUUCAGAAAGGCUGGAAAAUUACUAUCAUCAAGGGUAUUCCUCAGCAGAAGAACGACAGCGACUGUGGAGUCUUCGUCCUGGAGUACUGCCGUCGUCUCUCAGUGAAGCAGCCACUGCUCUUCAGUCAGGAGGACAUGCCUCGCAUCCGCAAGAGAAUCUACAAGGAACUGUGCGACUGUCGCUUCGACGCUUGAACGACCAACUGACAUCUGUCCUCGACUGCUGCCUACGGGUUUUUUUUGGUAUCGUCUACGCCCGGCCAGACACACACGGGCACUGACGCACACAGUCUGUUACACAAACAAACACAGUUUGACUUCCUUGUUUUCCCAGAAUGCCGCAGUCACUCUCACUCUGAACUCUUGACACAGAGUCACGAGACGCUGUCACCAGGCUAUGUUGACACUCUACAGCUAGUCAGUCGGAGUGUUUCUUUCUUCUUUUUUUUUUUUUAAUGCAAACUUGAAAAGAACUACUGACGUGGCCCCCUACUGACCUCCCGCCAAGAAUGCUGGACCAGAACACUUCUGUUUUGAUUUUGAAUUCUGUCAUCAAACAUCCCGAGAAUUUCAACCCCAGCAGCUCGUCUUUGACUGAGGAUGCAGACGAUGGAGCGGUCUGGACCAAUAGAGAGCGACUUUGUCUCCCUGGUGGAGUGGCCUUUUCUCACAGAGUGGACUUUUUGAGCUGGAAGAUUUUGAGAACAGUUUUAUGUUGGAUUCACAGCAGUAACAUGCCUAUAAAUAUACACAUUAAUGAAGUGGAGCUGUGUGACCCAGUGGACCAACUGUUCACUUUGUACUUGAACACUUGAGUUGGUUAUAUUUAACCAUAGGGCUGGGCGAUGUGCUUUACAAAAAAAAAACUCAAUAUUUCCCCCCAUGAGACGGAAACAAAAUCAGCAAAGCCAAGUUUCUUUUUAUAGAGUACACAUGUAACUGAAAAGUAAAAGUACAUAGUUAUAAAUACACAUUAAAUAAAGUACACUGAACUAAAAGCUAUUUGCUUCCACGUAUAUAAAAACCUGUAUUGUGUUGGAGACAAACGUUCACGAUAGCUACAGUUAACGGACAUGACGGUUACAUAAAUCAUAUUGUUACGCCACCUACAGUAUUGAGGAGAGCCCAGGUGGUGAGUGCACAUGAGGAGCUUUUAGUUUAGGUUUGAAUAUAGCAGGAAAAGCUCUGAACAGUGACGCUGCACUCAACCUCUCACUCUCAUUCGUCUCACCCACAAACUCCCCCCUUUCAUAAGUGACGGCUUGAACUUUUGCUUUGCACUGGUUCCCAGUACUGUUCUUUCUCUGCUCAUCUGAUUCUAUAAACCCAAGUCACUGACUAGUAACCAAGCUUUUCUCAACCAGUAAAAGUUUCCUUCCCUGAUAAUGUAGGAAUAGCCAGCCUCCUGCCCUGGUUUGGCCUUUUUGUCACUCAGUGUGAGGUGAGAGGGCAGAGCAGGGUGGAGUCCAGAAACAAACAAACUGAAUUAUUGUUAUGAAUCAAAUUGUAUCAUUUCAGGGUAAGAGAACAUAUGUGGUUAUUAUCAGUGAUGUAUCGCCCAGCCCUGUUUAGGCUUUUGCACGUACGAAGGGUAAUCGUGGUAGAGUGCAGAGAAUCAGCUGAAUGUAAUAUUGUGUUUUCUUCCCAGCAGCCUCUUGUGUUAAGGCUGAGGCCACAGUUGGACCAUGGCUUGAAACAGACAGUUCUUCUUCAUCAGGUUUUUCUUUUUAUUUCAAUGUCUGCUCCUGAACUUAUUUCUUGCUAAAAUUCCAGGGAUUUGUUUUUUCACUUAUAUUUUUGCCGUAAUCAGCUUUUUACUGUAGGUUUUGCACAUGCAUUCUCCUGAAAAUAUUGUUUUAAGUUAAGUUAAGUUGCUGUUUUUUUACAGAGCUGUACAGCCUGCGGCUGUGAGUACUUCCUUUCCUUCUCCAGCUUUAUCUGGUCACUGCUCAGUGUGACGGCAUUAACAGAGAAACAGGUGGACCUCAGUCAUCGCAGUCGGAAUUCUCUCCAACCUCGGUUUAGUUGUUAUAUUCAUUUAUAUAGUAUAUUUACAGAUUGUAUUGUACCUUUACUGUCCUGUAACUGUAAAUACUUGCUACAACUAAAACCACAACUGUUUUUAUUGUUGUUAUUAAACGGCAGAUACUGUUGGGAGACU